Parasteatoda tepidariorum (common house spider) is the source of this 676-nucleotide messenger RNA. Lineage: Eukaryota; Metazoa; Arthropoda; Arachnida; Araneae; Theridiidae. The record is from RefSeq and is a predicted model, not a curated record.
AGUUCAAAGUAAGCAGAAAGAAGUAGAGGUAAGUGGUUUGUUUCCUAAUCAAGCAUCUAUCAAUUUAUCAAUAAAUAAAAACAACAAACCAAACAAACAUUAAAAUGGCAGAAAAAGCAAGCUCACGUGUUAAAGAAGCAAUUAAUUCAAUGUUAGAAGAAAUUGAUCGAUCAUGUAUGAGAAAAAUGCAAGGAGAUAUGCACAAAUGUGCUGCCAGAUGUUGUGAUGAUCCAUCAACUUCAAUGGAAGAAGUGCAUCGGUGUAUUGAAUCCUGUAGUUCAACCAUCACUGAAUCACAAUCAUUUUUGCAAGAUGAAUUAGCAAAUUUCCAGGAUAGGAUUCAGCGUUGUGUUAUGCAAUGUCAAGAUAACGUAAGGGAUAAAAUUACACCAAGUACUAAAGAAGGAGAAAUUGCUAGUUUUCAAAAAGACUUUGAAUCUUGUGUGGUGAAAUGUGCUGAUACUCAUAUUGAAUUGAUUCCAUCAAUGCUAAAACGCAUUAAGGAAGUUUUGUUAACUAAAUCUCAGAAAGAUCAAAACCGAUACUAACAAACAAAAGUUUAGGAUAUUUAAAUUUAGAAUGUUUUGUAUGGUAUAAUAGUUUAAUAGACAAUGCUUAAUUGUUCCAUUUAUGAGUUGUUGUACUGAACAAAAAAUAAAUAUUUUUAGCAAAAUUA